AUGCGUCCUCUCACCGACACGGAGACGAAAACAUUAUUCGAGAAGCUGGCCAACUAUACCGGCCGCUCACUCAACAAUCUACUUACAGACACUCUUCCAAAUCCAAGUUCCAAGCAACCCGAUCGCUACGUCUUCCGCAUCCAGAACUCGCGCGUAUACUACGUCCGGGAGGCUCUGGCCAACCUCGCCACCAGCGUUGCUCGGGACAACCUACUCUCGCUCGGCACAUGUCUUGGCAAAUUCACCAAGACCGGCAAGUUCAGACUGCACAUCACUGCACUCGAUGUGAUCGCCCCGCAUGCGAGGUACAAGGUGUGGGUGAAGCCUAAUGGCGAGAUGCCCUUUCUGUACGGCGGUCACGUUGUCAAGGCGCACGUGGGGCGGUGGAGCGAGGAUUGUCCCGAGCAUCAGGGUGUGAUUGUGAUGAGUAUGAACGACACGCCGCUGGGUUUUGGGGUCACAGCCCGCUCAACAGCAGAAGCACGUAGACUGGAUCCGACAGGUAUUGUGACGUUUAGGCAGGCUGAUGCCGGCGAGUACCUGCGUGAAGAAGACACCCUCUUCACCACCUGA
This is a messenger RNA of Baudoinia panamericana UAMH 10762, 573 nucleotides long. RefSeq lists its product as uncharacterized. Gene Ontology annotation, cellular component: nucleus; preribosome, large subunit precursor; nucleolus. Gene Ontology annotation, biological process: ribosomal large subunit biogenesis; ribosome assembly. The record is from RefSeq and is a predicted model, not a curated record. The transcript has 2 exons. Gene Ontology annotation, molecular function: RNA binding. Lineage: Eukaryota; Fungi; Ascomycota; Dothideomycetes; Mycosphaerellales; Teratosphaeriaceae. Bases 1 to 573 code for a protein of 190 amino acids.